Paramecium octaurelia is the source of this 3488-nucleotide messenger RNA. Lineage: Eukaryota; Ciliophora; Oligohymenophorea; Peniculida; Parameciidae. The record is from the annotation of a GenBank genome assembly.
AUGAAGGCUAGCAUACAUCAGAAUUCAAAAGUUGCAAUGAGCGUAGGAGAUUUUAAUGUAAACAAUAAUGACCUUGAUAGAAUAGAAAAAUUAACAAGUUUUAGAAUUACUUAGAAACUUUGUUCUAGAUUACUCAAAUAUUGAAUUGUUUUAAAGUUUAAUACUAGAAGAUGGUAAUCCUGAAACCACGUUUGUUCUUUAUUCAAUCAUCUAAAAAUCUCUGAUAAACGGAGAUCAUUUUACGAAUUUUCCUCAUCAGAAUGUGAACACUGAAUACUUUUAUAAUGAGUAUGAUCAUCGAUUAAAUAUUACAGAAAUGUGCACAAAGCAUAUUGAAAUUGCUCUAAUUUAUUUACAAUAAUCACACAACCAUCCAAAUUACGUUUAUAACUAAGUAAUAUUUACAAUUGCUCUUUUAUUGAGGAAAAAUUGGGCUGAUAUUUUGAAGAUUGAAGAUAUCAUAAGUUCGAUUAUAAACAGCACGUUAUCAAUGAAUAAAAUAGUCUUUUUUAAAAUAUUUGAAAACAUAAUCAGCUGCAUUAGACAAUAUUCAUAUGCUAGUGGAUAUAUUGAAUUUAGGAAAAUCCUCAAUAAUUUUUAAACGUACUUCUAAUAUCUUAAUUUAGAUUAUCCUUAUAGAGAAUAUUAAAAGUGAUUCACUUAUAAAUUUAGUAAUUGUAAGGUGAAUCUUUAAUUAAGUUAUAUGGAUAAAAUAAAGUAAUGGUUGAAUCUUUUAUCAACUUGUUAUAUUAGUUGAUGAACUUGAAUUUUAAUUUGAGCUAUUAUGAAAUUGAUAUAGAUGAUGAAGGAAAGGAUUCCUAAUUAACUAAUGUAUAUAAGCAAUUUUAAUUCUUAGUUUCCAGACUAUUAUUUGGAUUUGAUUAUUGACCCUAUAUUUUUGAAAGAGCUAUUUCAAGACACAAUUGGGUUCAUAAACAUUGAUCAAAAUCUAGCUCUGCUUUGUAUAGGUAUGCUUUAAAGAAUUGCCUGUGUAAGAUUGUCUAUAUUUCACAAUAAGAAAUGCAAGGGAGGAUUCAGAAGAGUAAUGUGGGAAGGAUUACUCUAUUUAUAUUAAAAUCAAGAUCAAUUUAUUAAAUAAGUAGAGUUUUCCUCUGAAAUACACUCAUUAGCUGUAAGAAUCAUUAAUAAUCUGACAUUGAGAAAAAUAGCAAAAUUUUAGAUUAUUUUUGAUAAUUUUUUCUAGUUGAUUUAAUAAGUCUACUAAAAGACAGUUCAAUUAUAUGGAGUAAAAAUAAUGGCAAAUAGUCCUAUAGUAAAAUUACAGGAACUUUGGAAUUAAAUUGGGUAUUAGGGCUCAUUGCAUUUACCUUCUCAUGAUGGAUUAAAUGUACAAAUAAAUUAAGCGAUGCAAAAUCAGUUAAUAAUUGUGUUGAAGACAUUUUUUUAAUAAAAUCAAUUUACAGAAAUCUCAUAAGAAUGUAGUGUCAAAAAGUUUAAGAAAUUAUUGGAUUUAACAUUCAUGCCCUUUCAUUGUCUAUUUAAAUCCCGCAUUUAAGAUAAUAUUACCCUCAUUUUACAGAUGAUUGAGUAAUUAAGAGGAGAUAAUGAAUGUAUAAAGAAAUUAAUAAAUGAUUAGAUUAAAGUGCAGCCGUUAUAUGUUUGACUACUGUAUUUUUAUUGCAUACAUCAAGCACUGAGUAUUUAAAUUUGGGAUUUGAAUGCUAUAGUUUUGGAUAGAAGGAAGAGCCAAAGCCUAAUCUUGAUGGAUAGGCUUACAUCUUAAAAUUUAUAGUGGAACUUAUAAUGAAUUCAUAAGUGCAAAAGAAUACAAGAAUACUAAAAAUGACAAUUCUGUCGUUCAUAGAAAGCUUUAUUACUACAACAAUUGAUUCAUUCUGUUAUGAAUAAGAAACAAAACAAUUUAAGAAUCUGUCUUAAUUAUAUUCCUAAUUGAUACGAGCAGAUUAGAGAUACCAUAAUUAUUUAUUGGUUUUGGAGACUAUGCUUGAAGAAUGGUAUAAAAUAUUCAUGUAUUUUAGUUUCUAAGUAUUUACGUACGGUGAUCCUUUCUUGAUAGAAUUCAGUCUUAAAUUAAUUGAAUAUAUUUACUAAAAAGUGAAAAAGUACAUUCCCAGAAAAGUAUUUAAGGCUUGCAGCAUCACAGAUAUGCUGAAGUAAUUCUUCUUAUAAUUAAACAUCACUUGUUUGAAUACUCCUCAGUACAUUAAGAAAAGAGCUUUGGUCUUUAAAAUAAUUACCAUAGUUUGGGUAGAUGAUUGCUCUGACGAUUAUGUCAGUGCUCUUGUUGAUAUCUACAAUCAAAUAAAAUAAAACAUUGUAAAUGAGAUUAAUAAAGUCAAUAUACUAAAGUAUGUUUGGGACCUUAUUGGAAUAGCUUCAGAAAUAGAUGUCGACAAUAUUUAUAGAACAUUCUUAAGAAUAAUGUAUUUAAUAAUAUGAACCAAUUAGAUACCCAGAUUUAGUUAAAUUAUUGACACCAGAAAACAUUGAGUUGUUUGCUAAAGACUAUGAUUCUUCCAUUGCCAUCAUCACAUUAUUCAAAGCCAUCUUCUACAAUAAGUACUAGUUUUCAUCAAUUACAUUAGAAACACUCGAUUGUCAACAGAAAAUAUUUAAUUGAUAUUGUAUUAAAUUUAUGGGAAAGCCAUGAAAUUCUUUAUCAUUUUAAUUUAAUAGUAGAUUCAAACUGCGAAAACUCAGUAAAAGUUGUCAGAUUUGUAAUUGAAGUAAGUAUCAAAACUCUUGGCUCUUAUGAGUCAGAUAUCAGGAUAGAAGAAAAUUAAUCAAGGAUUUUUCAUUAUCUACAAUGAUUAAUCUUUUAUGGACCUUUUUAAUUCAUAGAUAUAACUUAUCUUGAUUUAUAGACCAUUGCUCUAGCAUAUUCCAAAAUAUAAAAAGUUGCUAUAUGAAUGUUUUGAUUGCAUAUGUUAAGACCAUUCAGAAACUUUGGCUUACAAGUGUGAGUUGAGUUCCUAUCUUGAUAUCUUCCUAAUUUGUAAGGAUACUUUAAAUGAUAUUAUCUAUGAUAACUAAGGAGAAGAUACUAUCAAUGAGAAUUGUGCAACACUUAUUUUAAUUGGAACUCUAUUGAGCAAUAUAGCAACAUUUUUAGUUUAAGAAGCUUCGGUGGGAGAUAUAAAUGAUUUGCAAACAAUUAAAAAUAAAAUAAAUACCAUCAAUACAUAGGGAAAAUAACUACUAUAUGAAAUCUUUAAUUUGAGUUGUUAAAUCACUUUACUAUAUCCAAAAAACUCAAAAAUGAUAUUUGCAAUCCCAGAAAUUCUAUAUGCCAUCUCUAUUCUUAAUCCAUCUGAUGUAUUUAUAAUCUAAAAUCUUAGUUUGAGACCCUGCUUGUCACAUUGGUAACCAAUCAAAUAGGAGUCAUCUCAAACCCAAUAAUUGAUCAAAUCAGUUUAGCAUUUAAGAAUCUCGAAGGAGAGUUAUAAAUUUCAAAUAAAGAAGAUUUUGUAAGAAGAAUUAAAAUAGUCUUAGAAAUGUAUAAAUGA